Messenger RNA from Parasteatoda tepidariorum (common house spider), 3635 nucleotides. RefSeq names its product PMS1 protein homolog 1. Lineage: Eukaryota; Metazoa; Arthropoda; Arachnida; Araneae; Theridiidae. Gene Ontology annotation, molecular function: mismatched DNA binding; ATP-dependent DNA damage sensor activity; ATP binding. Gene Ontology annotation, cellular component: MutLalpha complex. The record is from RefSeq and is a predicted model, not a curated record. Gene Ontology annotation, biological process: mismatch repair.
GUUGCAAGCAAGCAUGCCAAGUUUCUAGGCCACCGCAGCCUGACAAAACUGAAUAAUUUGAGAAAUUUUCAAAUAACUGUAACUUUAACUUUCUAUCAAAGCGCCGUAAACAAAUCCCUUGUUUUUGUAAACAAAAAGCUCACUCGUCGGAUUUCAUUCAAUCAUAAUAUAUUAUUUUAUUUGUAGUGUAUUUUUUUAUGUAAUUUAGAUUUCGUAAUUUUUGUUGCAUUGAAUAUGUUUUUAAAAUAAUGAGCAAAAUAAAAGAACUGCCUAAAUCUUCAUCUCAUCUUUUGCAAUGUACACAAAUUAUUACCUCUGUUCAAACUGUUGUAAAAGAACUCAUCGAGAAUGCUAUUGACAGCUCUUCCAAAAAUAUUGAAGUUAAAUUAGAUAAUUAUGGUUUAGAUAAAAUUGAAGUAAAAGAUAGUGGGAGUGGUAUUUGUAAAGAUGACAUUGGUAAAGUUUGUAAGCCACAUUGUACGUCAAAAAUAAGUUCACAUUCUGACCUUAAUCAAAUACAGACAUAUGGAUUUAGAGGAGAAGCUUUAGCAGCACUAUGUGCUGUAUCAGAUUUAGCAAUAACCACUAAAACUGCUGAAGAACAGUUUGGAUUUGCUUAUGUGUUUGGAAAAAAUGGAGAGAUAGUCUCAGCUAAACCCUAUCCAUGUACCCAAGGUACUACCGUGGCUUCUUCAAACUUAUUUAAAAAUAUACCUGUGCGGAAACAAUAUUAUAGAACCGAUAAAAUUAAAAAGGAAGAAUUGAAAAAAAUUGAAGACAUGCUGUAUGCAUUUGGCUGCAUUCAUACAGAUAUUCGAUUUGCCCUAUUUCAUAACAAAAGUCUAAUUUGGCAAAAACCAGUUGUCAGUAAAGUCCGAGAAGGAUUAGUGUCUGUAUUUGGAAGCUCUGUUGUGGAUCAUAUGCAAAAUUGUGAAUUUUCAGAUGAUAAAGAACAGGUUAAAAUAGAAGUUUUCUUACCUAAGGGAAAUGCACCUGCAUUCUGUAGUAAUACUUCUUCCAAUCGGAGUAUUAUUUCUAUAAAUAAGCGUCCUGUACGAAUGAAAGUACUUGAUAGAGUUUUAAAGCAAUGUUUUAGUAAAUCACUUAUGAAUCUUACCAAGUCUCGUUACCCUAUUUGUUACAUUUCAAUUGAAGUGCCACCAUGUGAAACAGAUGUUAACAUUGAACCAAAUAAGACAGCAGUAGUAUUACACAACAUGGAUAUUGUUACUAAACAGUUGACUGCGAUUCUAGAAACAUUUUAUGAAAAUGAUACUCCUAAUGCAGUUGAGGCAGAUUCAGAAGCUAAAAAAUCAGAACUUGCUACUAAAGCAAAAGUAAUGACUCUUGAACCACCAUUAAAGCGUUCUGAAAUCAAUAUUAUAUCUAGCCAAAAUAAUCUAUCUCAAAUGAUGAAACUUCAAAAUAACAAAGAUAAAUGCCUGGAAAGAAAAAAGUUGAGUAAGCCACCCAAUGUGCAAGAACCAUCUGCGAAAAAAUUUAAAGCAUCAAACUCUAAAGCAAAUGACAUUUUUCAGCACAUAAAAACUAUGGAUUCAUUUUUUAUGACUGCGAAUUCUUCAGAAGUUAGAAAUCCUGAUACCGAAUCCACCUUAUUUUCAAACAAUAGCAAUUCAAUAAAGGAGUCUUCAACUUCUCAGCUACCUUUAAAUGGUAAAGAACUGUCUAUAAAUUCAUCUGCCCAAGUAAAAACAACAACACUAUUACCAUCUGCAGUUUCAAAUAUGCCUGGUAACAUGUACUCACCUGAUAACGAAUUGAACAAAAUUCCGUUAUCCAAUACUAAUCAUCAUUUUACUCCUGCAACUGCUGAAAGGAAUCAAUUAAACUCUAUUUCUUCUCCAGAGGAAACUAUUUGUACAAAAAGUAAUUUCCUUGUCACAAAUUUAAAUGAGAAUUCUUUGCUGGCGAAAAGUAAUUUACUAGUGGCAGAUUUAAAUAUCAAUUCUCUGCCAGAAAAAAAUCAUUCAUUGGUCAAUGAUUCAAACAAGUAUUCUAUGCCAGAAAAAAAUAAUACCAAUUGCCAUAUUAACAAUGUUGACUUCAAUAAUUUAUUUAAUUUGGGUGAUUUAACUUCUGAACACUUUGCACCUUGUGUUGUGAAUGCUCCAGUUAAUGACAAUGAUAAUAGUGCCUUGGACCUUAAUGAUGCCUUAAAUUUCCAAACAGCCAAAUUAAUUUUGGAAAAAAAUCAAAAUAUUUUAUCAUUUAAUGAACAACAACCUUGCAAGAAUACAGUUUCUGAAAAUUCCUCUUUGCCUACAUCUGAAAAUCAAAUCUCGUCAAAUGUGACUGCUUCGCAGAACUGGUCUCGGGGAAAACAUGCCAUUCAAGAUAUGCAGCCAGUCGCAGUUUUGAUGCCACAAAUAGUUGAAAAUAGUUCCAAAAAUAUUAAUGAUAAAGAAAUAAUUUUUAAAGAAAAAGCUAAAGAUUCAAAAAUAUUGAACAAUUCAGUUUCAAAUCAGCGGAAAAUGACGGCAUUUGAUUUUUUUUGUCGGAAAAACCGACUUGAAAUUGCAUCGCUAAAUCCUGAAAUGACUAAUCAUCAGAUUGCACAAAUUUUGACUGAAAAAUGGAGUAAUUUAUCUAUAGAAGAAAAAUCUAUUUAUAAAAACAUGAUUGAUAAAACUUAUCCUAAGAAUAUUAAAAACAAAGAAAUACUUGGAAAUUGUGUUAAACAAAAUCUGAAUAAAAUUAAAGGAACUCCUACAAAAAGAAAAUCAAAAAUGAGGAGAAAAUGCAUGGAGAGGAUAAUUUCACUUGAUUUACGAACACCUCACAACUACAUUAGUUCCAGUUCUUCAAAUCUGGGGGAUAUAAAUAUAAUAAGUUGCAUAGCUCCAGGAAUAUGGAUAUUUUCUCAAGACAAUAAGCUCUGCAUUUUGAACACAUUCCGUUUACAAGAAAUGGUAAUUUAUCAUCGCCUUUUGAACACAUUUCGAUUUGAACCAGAGCAAUUGGAAUUCCCUUGCAUUAUAUCAAAUGACUCUUUGGGUGAAGAAGCAAGUGCAUUUAUUUCUCAGUUGCCUAAAAAGGAAUGUUAUAUGGCUGAAACCAUUGUAGAUGAACGAAUUAUUGCUAAUGGUUUUGAACUAAAUUUACUGAAAAGUCAAGAAGAAGUACAGAUCCAAGUAGUAGGCAUGACAAAAAAUAUUGCUUUUUAUUCUGUCCUUGACCUAAAGGAGAUUUUAUUACUUCUGAAAGAAAAAGGCCCUUGUGCAAAAUUGUCUGAAUGUCGACCUGGGAAAGUCAUUCUUUUUUUACAGAGUGAAGCUGUUCGGAUGGCAAGGCAAUGCCCAACUUCAAAAAGCAUACAAGAUGUUGAGGAUUUAUUAAAAUCUAAAGAGCUUCUUCCAUCAAACUGUGAUAUGUGUAUUCAUUCGAAACCAUUUAUUCAUGAAAUAGCAACUUUGUAGUAAUUUUUCAAAUGUGUACAUAACAAACACCCAUUGUUAUUACAUUAUAUAGUCUAUUAUUUGAUUUUAAGCAAUUGCUUAUUUCUACUGCAAAGACUAUUUGUAAAAUAAAAAUUCAUGAACUUUAUUUGUUUAUGUAUAAAUAUUUUAAAUACAUUAAUUUAUAUUGUUUAAUAAACAGACUGUAACUUUUGAUGA